AUGGGUCGUGCUCCCAAUGGAUGGGUCGUGGCUCUUCCCUGGUAUUGGGUUCGUGGUUCUCAAACUGGGGGUCGUGGCUCCCCUGGAUGGGUCGUGGCUCCCCUGGAUGGGUCGUGGCUUCCCUGGAUGGGUCGUGGCUCCCCUGGAUGGGUCGUGGCUCCCCUGGAUGGGUCGUGGCUCCCCUGGAUGGGUCGUGGCUCCCCUGGAUGGGUCGUGGCUCCCUUGGAUGGGUCGUGGCUCCCCUGGAUGGGUCGUGACUCCCCUGACUGGGUCGCAUAUGCCAGCCUACUUGACGGCUUGGAUCACCACCACCACCAUGGUGAACAUGGUGAACACAGCCAUGGUGAACAGGAACACCAGCAACACACCAGUGAAGAACACAGCCCUGCUAGAGAACCAAGUUAUGGGGAACGCAUCCCCAGUGAACGCAUCCCCAGUGAACGCAUCCCCAGUGAACGCAUCCCCAGUGAACAAGUGACUACUGGAGAACAAGAACAGUCGAUUGUAUCAACCAAUAAGUUUGACACCAACACAAAGACAACAGGUUCUGCUACCCAAGACCAGAGGUCAUACAGGUCUCUGACACCUACACCAGAAGCAACAGUCCCUGACUACCCAAGACCAGAGGUCAACCAGGUUUCUGACCACCCAACACCAGAGAUCAACCAGGUCUUUGACCACUCAACACCAGAGAUCAACCAGAUCUCUGACUACCCAAGAUCAGAAGUCAACCAGGUCUCUGACCACCCAACACUAGAAGUCAACCAGGUCUCUGACCACCCAACACUAGAAGUCAACCAGGUCUCUGACUACCCAACACUAGAAGUCAACCAGGUCUCUGACUACCCAACACCAGAAGUCAACCAGGUCUCUGAUAUAGUGACAAGCCAGGUCAGUCAUGGCUUUGAUGUAAGAACAGGCCUGGUCAACCAAGGCUUUGAUGUCCCAGUAACUCGUGUAGGUCAAGCCUUUGACAACCCAAUUCAUGAGGUCAGCCAAGAACUUGACCUGCCGACAACUGAGUUCAACCCAAGUUAUGAGUAUCCAGGAUAUGUCGUCAACCAGCAGUUUGACAGCCAGGCAAGCCAAUUCAACCAGAGUUUUGACGAAUCAGAAGGUCAAUUCAGUCAAGGCAUUGACAGCACAAUACCAGAGGUCAACCAGGGCUUUGACCUUCCAGCACAGGUCAACCAAGGCUUUGAUAGCACAGUACCAGAGGUCAACCAGGGCUUUGACCUUCCAGCACAGGUCAACCAAGGCUUUGAUAGCACAGUACCAGAGGUCAACCAGGGCUUUGACCUUCCAGCACAGGUCAACCAAGGCUUUGACAUCCCCGUCACUGAAACCAGUCAACAACUUGACCUCUCUGGUAAUGAUGUCAGCCAGCAACAUGACCUCUCAGUCAACAAGGUGACUUCAGCUACUGAUGCGCCAGUGACCUCUGACCUCGCAAAAUCCACUGUUAGUGUCCCGAUUAAGAAAGUUUUACAGUAUGAUGUUGAGUACGACCCUGAUAAUGUGGCAGUUCCUGGCACUGUCUCUCCACAGACUCUUGAAGCAGUGCCUGGCACUGUCGCUCCACGGACUCUUGAAGCAGUGCCUGGCACUGUCGCUCCACGGACUCUUGAAGCAGUGCCUGACACUGUCGCUCCAUGGACUCUUGACGCAGUGCCUGGCACUGUCGCUCCAUGGACUCUUGAAGCAGUGCCUGGCACUGCUGGUCCGUGGGAUCAAGGAUCACUUACCACAACCCCUACUUCACAACACUUUGCUCUACCCUCAACUACUCCAGCGCCAGUGGAGGUCACAGCUGCUCCAGUGGAGGUCACAGCAAGCAGUGCCACAUCAGAGGGCCAACAACCUUCAGGCAGUGCCAAGCAACUGGACCUAGCAGUUGGAAGGGGAGCAGAGUUGUCAGUAAACUACCCACAGUACUCAGCAGUACCCAAGACAACUUUCUCCUGCCUGGACCAACAGUGGGGCGGUUACUUCGCUGAUCCAGAAACACACUGCCAGGUGUUCCACAUCUGUCUUAACGGAGGUAAGAUGGGAUCUUUCCUCUGUCCCAAUGGAACAUUGUUCAACCAGGACUACCUUGUAUGUGACUGGUGGUACAAUGUGGAUUGUUCCAGGGCUACGAACAAGUACGACAUCAACGCUGCCAUCGGUGUAGUCCCAGAGAGAAGAUAGUCCCACACAACACUAACGUAUAUACAGUAUACUGAUGUAUAUACGGUGUAUAUACUGGGUAGAUUGGUGAUAACUUCAGACCAGCAGAUAUACUUGGUCAUUUAUACUGCUGGAGUAUAUUUUAUCACCAAUCAGAUAUUUUACAUCUAUUUAAGUAUAUACCCUGGGUAUAUCUGGUAUGUAUACUUCAGGUAUACACUGAGGUAUACUCUACACAAAGGUUUGAAUGUUAUUUAAGUGAGGUAUACCACAUAAGGGAUAGUAUGUGAUAAUAGUACUGAUAUACCGUUAUACCAUCACAGAUUAGAAUUGCAAUGUUACCUGGAGUACAGUCAGUAGCGUCCACUUACCACUAACAGUCUUCCUGGAGUACAGUCAGUAGCGUCCACUUACCACUAACAGUCUUCCUGGAGUACAGUCAGUAGCGUCCACUUACCACUAACAGUCUUCCUGGAGUACAGUCAGUAGCGUCCACUUACCACUAACAGUCUUCCUGGAGUACAGUCAGU
This is a messenger RNA of Cherax quadricarinatus, 2699 nucleotides long. The record is from RefSeq and is a predicted model, not a curated record. Lineage: Eukaryota; Metazoa; Arthropoda; Malacostraca; Decapoda; Parastacidae.